Capsella rubella is the source of this 1339-nucleotide messenger RNA. Its product is annotated as homocysteine S-methyltransferase 1. NCBI's taxonomy places the organism in Eukaryota, Viridiplantae, Streptophyta, Magnoliopsida, Brassicales, Brassicaceae. Gene Ontology annotation, molecular function: S-adenosylmethionine-homocysteine S-methyltransferase activity; zinc ion binding. The record is from RefSeq and is a predicted model, not a curated record. Bases 146 to 1126 code for a protein of 326 amino acids. Gene Ontology annotation, biological process: S-methylmethionine cycle. The transcript has 7 exons.
GUGGUUUUGAUUAGGGGAAAAUAAAAACACAACAGCGGCGUUGAUUUUUUCGAUUCUUCCGACAAGAGAAAACAAAAUUCAAGAUUAUCUCGUUUGUCUGAAUCUUAUCUUUCGAGAGGUUUUGAGUUUUUGUUUUUUCUGAAAAAUGGGUUUAGAGAAGAAAUCUGCAUUGUUGGAAGAUUUGAUAAAGAAAUGCGGUGGUUGUGCGGUGGUCGACGGUGGUUUCGCUACCCAGCUUGAGAUUCACGGCGCCGCCAUUAAUGACCCUUUGUGGAGUGCUGUUUCUCUUAUCAAAAACCCUGAACUCAUCAAAAGGGUUCACAUGGAAUAUUUGGAAGCUGGUGCAGACAUUGUGGUUACUUCAUCUUAUCAGGCUACUAUCCCGGGGUUUGUUUCGAGAGGUUUAUCGGUGGAAGAGAGCGAGUCUUUGCUACAAAAGAGUGUUAACUUAGCUGUUGAAGCUCGUGAUAAAUUCUGGGACAAAGUGAGCAAGAUUACAGGACAUAGCUAUAACAGAGCUCUUGUAGCUGCUUCUAUUGGAAGCUAUGGAGCUUACCUUGCUGAUGGCUCUGAGUACAGUGGAAACUAUGGUGAAAACGUAAAUUUGGAUAAACUAAAAGACUUUCACAGGAGAAGACUUCAAGUCUUAGUGGAAGCUGGUCCUGACCUUCUUGCCUUUGAAACCAUACCGAACAAACUAGAGGCUCAGGCGUGCGCUGAGCUUCUGGAGGAAGAGAAUGUGCAAAUCCCAGCUUGGAUCUGCUUCACAUCUGUAGAUGGUGAGAAAGCUCCAUCAGGAGAGAGCUUUGAGGAAUGCCUCGAACCUCUUAACAAAAGCGACAACAUCUAUGCGGUUGGCAUAAACUGCGCGCCUCCUCAGUUCAUCGAAAGUCUUAUCUCCAAAUUCGCCAAGCUGACCAAGAAAGCUAUCGUUGUUUACCCGAAUAGCGGAGAGGUUUGGGAUGGAAAAGCAAAACAAUGGCUGCCAUCACAAUGCUUUGGUGAUGAUGAAUUUGAGAUGUUUGCAACGAAGUGGCGUGACCUUGGAGCUAAUCUAAUAGGAGGAUGUUGCAGAACUACACCUUCCACCAUUAAAGCUAUCUCCAGAGAUUUGAAACGAAGAUGAGUUAGUUUUCUGAGAAGAAGAUUGAAGAUUCUUUUAAACUUGUUAACUAGCUUACUUCUUCUACCUUGACCAUUGUUAGGGCUAUCUAUCUGUGUUAUGUUGUGGUUGUUUUCUUCUUAUUCACGUUUCCUUUGUUGUUUGAUGAUGAUGAUAUGUAUCAGUAAAUUAGGCCUUUGGGCUUUCACAUGAAAAAGCCCAUAAAUUGUUUUUUUU